UUUAGAAGAGAGAGAGUUUCCAAGUGGCGGGAUUUUGGCAUACAAACAUUUUUCCCGUCGAGGGGAAAAACAAAUCACUUUCUCUCUCUCUCUCUCUCCCUAAAAACAUUCACGAGAAAGUGGAAUCACAGGAAUUUGGAUUCUGAAGAAUUCGAUUUAGAUCUUAGAGGUUUAUUAUCCGUCGGAUUUUUUAUUAUUAUUACUGUUAUAUAUAAAAAAAAUGAGUAAAUUCAGUUCUUAUUGAUUGUUAGGCCAAUUGAGAGAUUUAGGGUUUCAAAUUGGAUCUCUAGAAACAAAGGAUUGUAGAGAUCUCGGUAAAGCUGGGAAAGAGAUGGAAAGGAAGAAAUAUCCAAUAGGAGCAGAGUUUUAUGAGAUUUUUGAAGAAAUAGGUCAUGGAACUAGUGCUUCUGUUUACCGUGCAAUUUGUAUUCCCUUAGAUGAAGUUGUUGCUGUAAAGAUCCUUGAUUUUGAAAGAGAUAACAGCGAUUUGUUGAAUAUCUCCCGUGAAGCACAAACCAUGAUCUUGGUUGACCACCCUAAUGUUCUGAAGGCGCAUUGCUCCUUCGUUAGUGAUCAUAAUCUGUGGGUUGUUAUGCCAUUCAUGGCUGGGGGUUCUUGUCUUCACAUAUUGAAAGCUGCUUUCCCAGAUGGUUUUGAGGAGGUGGUUAUAUCAACUAUCUUAAGAGAAGUAUUAAGGGGUUUAGAGUAUCUUCAUCACCAUGGGCACAUACACAGAGAUGUUAAAGCUGGAAAUAUUCUUGUGGAUUCACGUGGUGCUAUUAAACUUGGAGAUUUUGGUGUAUCUGCAUCCCUUUUUGAUGCAGGUGACAGGCAGCGUGCUAGAAAUACUUUUGUAGGAACACCUUGUUGGAUGGCACCUGAAGUUAUGGAGCAAUUACAUGGAUAUGACUUCAAGGCUGAUAUCUGGUCUUUCGGUAUAACAGCGUUGGAGCUUGCACAUGGUCAUGCCCCUUUCUCGAAGUAUCCUCCAAUGAAGGUUUUGCUUAUGACUUUGCAAAAUGCCCCCCCUGGCCUUGACUAUGAAAGGGAUAGAAAGUUCUCAAAGUCUUUUAAGCAGAUGAUUGCUAUAUGCUUAGUGAAAAACCCUCUAAAGCGUCCUUCUGCGCGGAGAUUAUUAAAGCAUUCUUUCUUCAAGCAAGCUAGGUCCAAUGAGUACAUUUUGCGAACAAUCUUGGACGGGUUACCUACUCUUGGGGACCGCAUUAAAGAACUAAAGAGAAAAGAAGAUGACAUGCUCGCACAAAAGAAAAUGCCAGAUGGGAGAAAGGAAGAAAUAUCACAGAAUGAAUACAAAAGAGGAAUUAGUGGUUGGAAUUUCGACGUUGAAGAUCUAAAGGCACAAGCAUCACUGAUUCAGGAUGUUGAAGAGACAAUUCCCGACCAGGAUCAAGUAGGGUGCUCCAAUUCUUCAUUCGGGUCUGAUGCGCAGAUGAGCAGCUGUUCGGAAUAUGAGGGUGCUGAUAGAGUAAAGCCAGAAGAAAACAAAGCAGUGAUAAAUAGGUCCUUGUCUCUGCCAUCAGCUGACAUCAUUGUGGAAAAUCUCAAAGGUAGGUGUGAGAGGUCCGAUGACUCAAAUGCAGCUGUUCAUGAGCAUAACAGUUCACUUGAUAAUGUACAUCUCCGGGACGACCACGUUAGAAACAAUUUCAAUGAAAAAGCUGAACUGGAUAUCGUCGGAAGGAGUUUGGAGGGCAAGGCUACUAAUUCUGGUCAUAAAAGUAAUGAGCAGCAUCUUCAGGGCCAGAGUACGAUAAAUUGCAAUGGAGUUGUGCCAAGAGUAGUAGAUGAUGCCGCUUGUGGAAGUCUAAACAGAUCCAACUCAUUAGUUGCAGCAUCAAAUGGUGAGAGCCUUGAUGAAAAAGGGAAGGCAACAGUUGUACAGCAAAAGGGCCGUUUCAAAGUGACAUCCGAGAAUCUCAAUUCCGAAAAGGCUGCAUCUCCCGUGAUGCAUAAAAGCCAAAGCAUGCAGGUAAUAAGCCAGCAUCCUGCAUUUGGCCAGCAGGCAGCAACUGAUGCUACACCAAAUUUACCAUUGAACCUUGGCCCAGCCUAUUCUCAGUUGUAUAGCAUGUUACAAGCAAAUAUUUCACAACAGGAAUCAAUACUAAGUUUGAUGAAGCAACUCACCAAAGAUGAUCCAAAAGCUAACCUCUCAAUAUAUGGAGGCAUGGCACCACCUACUGCAUCAUCAACAGACAAGUCUUUGUUGGAGUUGGCGCAUGAAAAAGAGAAGGAGUUACUGCAAGAAGUGACUGAUUUGCAAUGGAGGCUCAUAUGUACCCAGGAGGAACUCCAGAAAUGUAAGAUGGAAAAUGCUCAGUUUCAAUAGGAUCUGAUUCUACAAAUAGUUCAUAGAUAUAUUGCGAGAAAAGUUCCCAGAUAGGCGAGGAAGAUGGACAAGGUAAAGAUUGAAGAUUAGAAGAUGGCACAAUUUGUGCUCUCAAUAGUGAUAGAAGAUUGCCGAAGACAAAUCUGCGCCAAUUUGUGCAGUUUUUUUCUAUUCCUCACCUCUUCAUGAUGUAUGUAUAUCAUUCUGUCUCAACAUUUUGCUAAUUGUGCUUUUACAGUGUGAUUCUGUGAAUAUAUAAAUGUUCUCUCUCUAAUAUUUGUGGAGCAUCAUAGUCACCAAAGAGGUUUUACAAAGGGAAAGGUUACCAGAGUAGUUUAACAAGGUCUCCGAGGCCGAUUUCCAAGCGACUACAUGACCUUGGUGAUUUUUAUUCCAAGCUGAAUCCGAGUUUGAGCGACUAAAUAGGUCGCCAAGGCCGAUUUUAGGCGAUUUUCAGCUGAUCCCAAGCCGAUUCUUUUUUAAUUACUUUAAUGUUGAAUGUAUGUUAUGUUGAACCCAUAUAUAGUCUUAAUAUUAUUGGUAGUGCUAAA
This is a messenger RNA of Papaver somniferum (opium poppy), 2901 nucleotides long. Its product is annotated as serine/threonine-protein kinase BLUS1-like. Gene Ontology annotation, biological process: protein phosphorylation. Bases 332 to 2350 code for a protein of 672 amino acids. The record is from RefSeq and is a predicted model, not a curated record. Lineage: Eukaryota; Viridiplantae; Streptophyta; Magnoliopsida; Ranunculales; Papaveraceae. Gene Ontology annotation, molecular function: protein serine/threonine kinase activator activity; protein kinase activity; ATP binding. The transcript has 21 exons.